AUGCACCGGCGUGCCGCCCUCUUUCUGGCCGACCGGCUGAAACCCUGGGAACUUGGGACCCUUUCUGCGAGGCAGUCCAGCUCCCCUGUCCACAUUAAAGAAGAAGAGACUGGACUGGAGCCUGUCCACAUUAAAGAAGAAGAGACUGAACUGGAGCCUCACAUUGAAGAGGAGUCUAUUGACUUUUUGUUUAAGAAUACAGAAAAUAUAUCCCGGCCAAAGAGAUCACAUCAGUGUUCUGAAUGUGGGAAGAGAUUCAGCCGGUUAGGAAGCCUGAAAACACACCAGCGAAUUCAUACUGGAGAGAAGCCAUAUCACUGUACUGAAUGUGGAAAGAGCUUCCGUGAGUUAGGAGUCCUAAAAAAGCACCAGCGAAUUCACACUGGAGAGAAGCCACACCACUGUACUAAAUGUGGGAAAAGCUUCAAUACAUCAGGAAGUCUAAAAAGACACCAGCGACUUCACACUGAAGAGAAGCCAUAUCAAUGUUUUGAAUGUGGGGAGAGCUUCAAUGAGUCAGGGAAGCUAAGUAUACACCAACACAUUCACACUGGAGAGAAGCCAUAUCACUGUGAAUGUGGGAAAAGCUUCACUGACAAAGGAAAACUAAAAAGACAUCAACGAAUUCACACUGGAGAGAAGCCGUAUCACUGUGUUCAAUGUGGGAAAAGCUUCACUGACAAAGAAAAACUAGUAAAACACCAGCGAAUUCACACUGGAGAGAAGCCAUAUCGCUGUAUUGAUUGUGGGGAGAGCUUCAGUCAGUCAGGAAACCUAAAAACACACCAGCGAAUUCAUACUGGGGAGAAGCCGUACCACUGUAGUGAAUGUGGGGAGAGUUUUAAUCAGUCAGGAAGCCUAAAAACACACCAGCGAAUUCACACUGGAGAGAAGCCAUAUCACUGUUCUGAAUGUGGGAAAAGCUUCACUGACAAAGGAAAACUAAAAAAACACCAGCGAAUUCACACUGGAGAGAAGCCGUACCACUGUAGUGAAUGUGGGGAGAGCUUCAAUGAGUCAGGAAACCUAAAUAGACACCAACGGAUUCAUACUGGAGAGAAGCCGUAUCACUGUUCUGAUUGUGGGGAGAGUUUUAGUCAGUUAGGAAGCCUAAAAAGACACCAGCAAAUUCACGUUGGAGCCAGCCUCCCUCCCUCUCAGUCCCUCACCUCUCCACCCUGCCUGUUUGUGUGUGUGGAGAGCUGUCUGAUUCCUUGUCUCUCUCUCACCCUGCAGUAAAUGAGGGGGGUCCCCAGGAGUGAGAGCCAGCCUGAAUCCAGAGACACUGAGAAGGGGAGAGUGUCAAACUGAAGGAGACAGCCCUGUUUUUUCACAAUGAACUGCACUGGAAAUGAAUCUCACUCCUCAUGUUGUGAGGAUUUAUGCCAAGCUUGUUUGUGAACACAUUAUACAAAGCUGCCAAUAACACAUCAUAUUUUUAAAUACCAUUACUGUACCAGUGUGGGUGAGAACAGAAGUGAACUGUUAAAAGAAACUAAAACUAAGAAUAUCUUCCUGGGUGCGGCAGCAAUGUGUGCUUCAUCGCACUAGAAUGGCCUCUAAGCUAUUGUACCAGUGCAGGCAACUUUUUAUUUUUAAUUUCAGUAGU
Molecule: messenger RNA, 1609 nt
Organism: Polyodon spathula (Mississippi paddlefish)
Lineage: Eukaryota; Metazoa; Chordata; Actinopteri; Acipenseriformes; Polyodontidae
Product: zinc finger protein 501-like
Exons: 2
Coding region: 1-1239 (412 amino acids)
Biological process (GO): regulation of transcription by RNA polymerase II
Cellular component (GO): PcG protein complex; transcription regulator complex
Molecular function (GO): RNA polymerase II cis-regulatory region sequence-specific DNA binding; DNA-binding transcription factor activity, RNA polymerase II-specific
Source: RefSeq, a predicted model, not a curated record